CGGCGGCCGGCAAAGGUGUGUGGGCGCGCGAGCAAGUCACAGAGUAGCGGAUAGGGUUAGGUGUGGAGAGGAGAGGCGAGUGCUGAGGGCUAGUCAGGCAGGGAGAGAGUGCGAUGGAGGGCCCUCGGCUGACCGCGCUGCUGCUGCUGCUGACGCUGGCUCUGGCCGCUGACACAGCCAGCGCCAAGGGCGAGAAGUCGCUCGAGUACAAGAUACGCGACGACCCGGACCUCUCACAGUUCUACUCGUGGCUGGAGCACAACGAGGUGGCCAACAGCACGCUGCAGCUGCGCCAGGUCACCGUGUUCGCGCCCACCAACCUCGCCUUCCAGAACUACAAGGCGCGCGACGGCGACGAGAACAUCAUCCUCUACCACAUGACGAACCUGGCGCACUCGCUGGACCAGCUGGGCCACAAGGUGCUGUCCGAGCUGGACGGCAACCCGCCGCUGUGGAUCACCCGCCGGCGCGACACCAUCUUCGUGAACAACGCGCGCGUCCUCAGCGAGCGCUCCAACUACGAGGCGGUGAACGGGCACGGCAAGAAGCAGGUGCUGCACGUCGUCGACUCGGUUCUCGAGCCCGUCUGGUCCACGUCCGGCCAGCUCUACAACCCGGACGCCUUCCAGUUCCUCAACCAGUCCGAGAACCUAGACCUGGGCCUGCACCGCGUCCGAUCAUUCAGGCAACGAGUCUUCCAGAAUCAGAAGCAAAACGAUUUCAAGCUGGAGGGCAAGCACACUUUCUUCAUUCCCGUGGAUGAGGGUUUCAAGCCACCUCCUCGGCCUGAAAAAAUUGACCAGAAGGUGAUCGAUGGUCACAUUAUUCCCAACCACGUGCUGUUCACGAGUGCUACUCCACUCGACGAAGAGUACGAGACGUUGGCGUUCACCGACAUGCUGCGUGUCGUCAUCUCCUUCACCAUGGAGUCCGACGGCAAGGCCCACAAGCCGUACGUUAAAAGUAACACAGUUAUCGGCGACGCGAACCACGCGACCGGUGCCGUCCUCGCUGAAAUCGUGAAGGCGAACAUCCCCGUCAAGAACGGCGUGGUGCACCUUAUCCAGCGCCCACUCAUGGUUGUAGACAAUACGGUGAAGCAGUUUCUGGAGGAAAAGGAGGACGGCCCCCUGUACAAGUUCUACCAGGUGAUACUAGACGCGGGCGGCGACUUCAUCAACCAGAUCACCGAGAUGAAGGACCUGACUCUGUUCGCGCCAUCUAACGCCGCCUGGUCGGAGACCACGGCCAAUAACCUGCUCACCGACCGCAAGAAGUUCCGGGAGAUCCUGAACCUGCACAUCGUGGCCGAGAAGCUCAGCAUAGAGAGCAUCGUGGAGCAGAAUGUCAAACAGAAGGAUUGUUUCGUGCAGGUUCCGACGAUGGCCGACCGUAAGAACCUGUACUUCAACGUCGUGCUCGGCCCGACGGGGAACAAGACGGUCACCGUCGAGGGCGGCGGCGUCAACGCCACCGUCGUUCAGCCCAACAUAGCCGCCACCAACGGUAUGGUGCACAUCAUCAACAAGAUACUGGGUGUCCCGUACACGACGGUCAAGGAGAAGCUCCGGACGGACCCGAUGCUGAAUAAGACGUACCACCUCGGUGAGAUGUCAGACUUCAACAAGAUGUUGGACGAGAAGCACACCAAGUUCACAUAUUUUGUCCCCCGAGAUUUGGCUUGGAAAAAGUUGGAGGUCCGCGACCCGUCAGCGCACCGCAAACUCUUCAUGAAGGAAUUUACCUACCAGGUGAAACAGAUCCUGGAGAGACACCUCGUCAUCUCAGACCGGGUGUACACGAUGGGUGCGCUCAAGAAGCUCGCCUCCAACGCUUCGUCGGUGCUGCCCACCAUGAGGGACCACCUCAGGCUGAGGGUUAGGGAGACCGAAAAGAGUUACUACGUGGAGUGGCAGGGCGAGUGGAUCCACAUCUUCCGGCCAGACGUGGAGUGCACGAACGGCAUCAUACACGUAAUGGAUUACGUCUUCAUGAAAGAGGGCGACAUCGUCGUGGGCGGCCCGGACGGAGCCGGCCGGCAGGUCGCGUCCUUCGCGGUCGUCGCGUCCGCUCACCUCCUCGUGCUCGCCACCGUCCGGUGGUUGCUGCACUAGUGGGCACUCGGCGAGAGGCCGGGUAGUGCCAACUGGGAUCUCCUCAUUCCAGAGUAGAGACGCCGCCCGUUUCUGGCUCCGUGCCAGACGCAGACUGCCCGAGAACAGCGAAGUGAACAGUGUGACCGUGUCGGUGCGACGGGACGGGACCGCCGCCACAGAGACGGGCGGACGCAGUCGUCUGCGCGUGCCGAACUGACAGACUGCGUUCCGGCUUCUCGGGCACACUGUGGACUAUUACGUGUCACUCGUGUAGACUGUAUUGUGUUCUCCUUAGAAUUUCUGUCUACUGUUAGCCUGUCGUGUUGUGACUGUGAGACGAUCCCACGUGACACACCGACAGAAGUUCACUCUCAGUUCCGGUCUGCUGCUCUCUCGAGUAGAGGACCCGUCGUCUCUUAACGCGACCUCAAAUUUUUGUCAUUCCUUUAAUCUCCUUGUUAGGUAAUCCUCAAUAUUUUAUAGGCAUAACAGAUUUUCCAAUUCUGAAUUCCAUUCCACAUUCCUUACUAGAUAUAUUCAGUCAUACAAACAAUCCGUUUGGGGAUGUAACCUAAUCUAUUUAUGGAGUUAUUUUCUUUUUUUAAUCUGUGUGUUCAAAAAGUGAAAUAAUGGUAUCUUAUGCUGAAGUAGGCUCUGUUGCAGUGUACAUCUAGUCCAUUAAGAGACUUCAGUGUAAGGUCAGCUGAAACGCCAUUUAUUUGAAGUCGGGUCCGACACGUAGCGCGUAAAAUCUACCACUGGAUUCCUAAAAUCAGUAAAGGAAACCUAUACGUAUAUGCAAUCUUUGAAUUGAGUGAAAACAUGUGGCUUUGUUUUAAAGUUAUGAACUAAUUUUGUGUGCAUUUCCUAAAAAGAACUGACAAAGAGUCAUCUGAAUUGAUUUGUAGGUGUAAGUGUUCAGAGUAUGCUUUAGAUUUUAUUUCAAAGAUAAAGUCUAUUGUCUCAGAGGUUAUUUAUCAUUGUAGGCUAAGAAAACAGUGCUAUGUAGACAGGAAUAAAGUGAUAUUGUCAAAGCUGUGAGUAAGAUUACUAUAGCUGCCUCUUUGUAAUGCUAAAGAUGAUAAUCAGAUGGGAAUUACUUUUUCAUAUCUCAAAAGUACAAGGGUUAGUGCUGCAGAAUUAAAUGUAAUGCAAAGAAUAUUUUAGGCAAUAACUGUAACAUAUUUGUGCAGGAUACACCUUGCUCAAAAUAUCGAAUUCUGAGAGAUUCACACGUUAACACAUUUUAAUAACAGAAAAAGAAUCUUUUUUGUUAGUAUUGUGAUAGCCAAUAUUUGUGCAUCUCGUAAAUCUGGAUUUUGUUCUAGAGACAAUAAGAAGAAAAUAAAUACACCCUCAACUUAGCACACACUCCACGUACGGCACUAACCCACACCGUUUCCCUAUCGCGAUAGAUUUAGUAAACACGUGCAGGGUAUUGCGUCAAAUUCUGACCCGUAGGAAGAGCGUCCUGCCAGAACGUAGCCAGGCAGCUUCUGGUGACCAGAGUAGCAGAUGUUUUCCGUAGAAAGCUUCAGACUUGGGCCUGGUUUUGCUGUAGAACGUGCACAUAUCAUAGUGGCAGGAUGCCCUAAAAUGUUUUUAAACUCAUUUUCUUAUCCUCCCGGAGACCAAUAACAAUACAGGAGGAUACCGGGAAGAGAGGUUUCCUCGAGCCGCGUCACGAGAGCUCGUGGCAACGAUUUGCCCCGUCUGCAAUUCUGUACUGGCAGGAAACUCCUUUCUCGUCAGACGUCGAGCUCGGGCAUCCUUUUCUUUCGAGGUGCCGAUUAGCUAGCGAUUACUUACUUUAAACUGCACACGGCCAAGUUUCCUCGAGUAGUCAAAGAAAUUUUCACCUACCAGAAAACUGAUCUGCCAAAAUAUGUGUUAAGUCUGUAUCCCUGACAGAUUGUAAAUCUUUUAAAAAUGCAUAGUGAAAGGUUUAGAAAGAAGAAAUAAUUUUUGAGAACAAAGUACUCUCACUCUAAUAUACUUUAUUUUAAGGGAGUGAAUUGCAGUUGUUAAAUAUACAGUUUUAUCUUUCACGAUUACAACAGAUACGGGUGAAUAACUGUAUCAUUUAAAAGGAUUACAUCUCAACACUGGAGCCACAUUAAUAUAUUUUGAACUAAUGCGUAUAUGUACAUUUGUAAAUGCAUACUGUGUCCCAAAGUUUAAUUUGCUCGGUGUUUACGGCGCUACUGCUGCCGCGUAGAAUGUCGGUGUGUCAGCACGUCAGUCUCCGAGCCUGUCGUGCGCUCUAAUGCUCUGUGUCGUGGGUAGUAAGGUGCGAGAGACUGCUGCCGUGUGUCGUGACUACUUGCGAGCGAGCAAAUGGCAACCUGUCUCAGUCUCCUUCCGACUGUUUCUUUGAGAAGAAUUUCUGAGGCACACUCGUGGUAUAGAACGUAAAGAUUCUCUAACUCUGUUUGUCAAACAGUUCACUUAUUAAAACUCAGAUUUUAAAUAAUGCCGUAAGCAAGAUUGUACUCGACAUGUACGAGAGAAACUAUUUAGACAAAUGCGAGUAAAUAAGCUGCGUUCAAAAAUAAAAAGGUUCAAUUAAUUUUUAGUAAUACCGCUCCUGUACACAUUAUCAUUACAAUUUAAAUAUAAGCCCGAGAUAAAUGUGUCGGCAAUAAGAAUGGCAGUUAAUGAACAGAGCUAUUAGAACCGGACUGCCAUCACAAUCCAAACUAAUUAUAGCCGAGCAACGUGGCUCCAGGUGUUAACUGGAAGCCAACAUCUGAAGUUGUGGAUACUUCAAAAAUGUUUGCUCAGCUUCAGAAAAUGUAUUCAUAAGUUUUAGAGUCAGGUUUACGAAAAAUCUCGUGGGUUACUUUAAAUAAAUAUUGUUUCCCAGUGGAUUAUAAUGGAGUUUUUAUUUAUGGACUUUGUGUAUGUAUGUUAGUGUGACACCAAAGUGAUUAGUAUUUUGAUCUGAUUGUGAAUCUCAUUGUAUGCUCUGAUUAAGUACAAAUUGUAUGCCCAAAUACAGCUUACAAACUCUGACACAAAAUUUAGCAAUAUUUAUUUCAUAUUAUUGAUUAAUUACUAGCAGUUUUAAAAAACUGUACUGUCAAUAAAAAUGUGGAAAAAUUGUAUCAUAAAACUGUUGCUCUUCUGUAUCAGGGGCAGAGAACCUCAUUUUUGUGCAAGUCAAUAAAAGUGUAAUUGUAAUUAAGCUUUCAAAGCUGCUCUCAGUAUUCACGUAGCUUGGUUGUGCUUACUGAAAGACAACAGCAAAUGUAUCUACUUACCAUAAACUCUCAGUCAGGUCAGUGUUUGCUGCUGUUAAUUUUUUUCCAGUAACCUGGAGAUGUCUGCUGUUGCGUGACGGAAGCCACAGACUGAAAUGCGAGCUGUUUUUAAUCUGCCAACUCGGACACUCGUGACGGUGGGCACUGUGCUGUUUCGCUGAGGGUUAGUUUGAGGUCACGUAACUUUACCUGUAAUUGUGUAAACUAAAAAUUAAUGGACCAAAAUAAAGUGAAACUUGACACACAA
Messenger RNA from Schistocerca nitens (vagrant locust), 5606 nucleotides. RefSeq names its product fasciclin-1 (gene Fas1). The coding region runs from base 114 to 2114 and encodes 666 amino acids. NCBI's taxonomy places the organism in Eukaryota, Metazoa, Arthropoda, Insecta, Orthoptera, Acrididae. Gene Ontology annotation, biological process: extracellular matrix organization; cell adhesion. Gene Ontology annotation, molecular function: cell adhesion molecule binding. Gene Ontology annotation, cellular component: extracellular matrix. The record is from RefSeq and is a predicted model, not a curated record. The transcript is spliced from 13 exons.